AUGCUCGAAGCCACGCGCCCGGGUUCAUGUCUCGACGCCGCCGGACAAGCGAUCUCAGUCAUCCACUUGGCCAAUCGUUCACUAUCCCUGGAGCUGCGCGACAAGUCGAACCUCGCGUACGCACAAGGGGUCUCUGCAGUCAAUGUCGCCUUGACAGAUCCUGAUCUAAGGUACAAGGACGAGACCUUGGUUGCCAUCUGGCUCCUCGGGCAAAGAGAGCGCUUCGCACAGAUUGGUCACUUCGAGCCCCAAGACAAUUCAGCUGUCGAAGCGCAUAUCAACGGUGUACUCUUGCUGCUUCAUCUUCGUGGGGAAGAGCAGUUUACUACGUCGCAAGGCCGACACCUCUAUAAGCUGUUUCUCUCCAACCUGCAAUGGCACCCUUUACUCGCAUGCGAAGAACCGUCUGAGCAGUAUCGGCUACUUGAAGCGCAGAUUGGGAAAGCUACACUCAAUAUUCCAGAUGCUUCCGCGCGCGUAAGCAGUUUCUUCCGUGGUGUCACGAAGCUGCGAGCUAGAAUUCGCAAUUGGCUCGUUUCCACGUCUGGCCGACAAUCCGAUGACACACUUAUCGUCUCCUACUUGAAAGCGGGCGAAAGACUGGAACGCAAGGUUGUUGAUUGGUGCGACGAGCCUGGCUGGAGGCCUCUUCCCGUAGCUGAGAAGGAGACGCGAGACGACGAUACAUGGCUCAGUCGGCAGCCUUUCUGCUCGAUCUACUUCGUCGACACAGAGGGCUUCUCGCAGUGGAAUCGAUACUAUGCUGCAAAAAUCUGCUUGUACGCCGCCAUCAUCGAUGCUCUUGUACAUCAUGAGAAGCGGGAUUCCUGCCAAAAGCGGUGCGACUUAUACAACAUCCAAGACAUGAUACACCAGCAUACUCUUGCGCUGCAUGGGAUCAUUUGGAACUACCUUGGGAUGAUGAGCUACGGCUUUGGUGAUAUAGACGAGUCCGGACGAAGUCGAUGGCGGUCCUGCAACAUCGCCGGAGGCAGGAAUCAUCCGGAUGCUUCGAUCAUCAAGGAAGCUGCAAUGAUGGAGGCUCAUCCUCUCCUAUCGUACUUGAGUUCCCUCGGCCGUCUGGCUAUCCGGCAAAAGGAAGCGAUCGACAUGGUUUUGAACCGCCUGCACCAGUCUAUCCAGUACUAG
Messenger RNA from Cyphellophora attinorum, 1149 nucleotides. RefSeq lists its product as uncharacterized. Lineage: Eukaryota; Fungi; Ascomycota; Eurotiomycetes; Chaetothyriales; Cyphellophoraceae. The coding region runs from base 1 to 1149 and encodes 382 amino acids. The record is from RefSeq and is a predicted model, not a curated record. The transcript has 3 exons.